This is a messenger RNA of Drosophila serrata, 2149 nucleotides long. It is a transcript of the gene Miga, whose product is annotated as mitoguardin. Gene Ontology annotation, biological process: mitochondrial fusion. The record is from RefSeq and is a predicted model, not a curated record. NCBI's taxonomy places the organism in Eukaryota, Metazoa, Arthropoda, Insecta, Diptera, Drosophilidae.
CAGCUGAUUACACCUUUUUGCCGCCGCCGCGCGCUCGCCCUGAAGCAUUGUGAUGCAAUUUUGUUGUUUUUCAGGCCUAAAAAGUGAAAGUUUUCACUGAUAAGCCUACUCGAAUUCCAAAACCGCCCAGCGCCCCGACCUCCAGAGCCAUCCCGCUUUUGUUGGACCAAGAAUUCCGAACGGCGGCGCACAUGGAGCAGGGCUGAAGCUGACCCUUCCACUUCCACAUUUCCAUUUCCCAAAAAAAAAGAAAACCCGUCGAGUGUUCAAAAAACAGAUAAGAUAGAGCUUUGAGGAUGCAGCGCCUCAUGCCAGCGACCUGGAGUAACGGGGGCCACCUGCUGCCUUUUCGCGUCUCCACCACCACAAAGGUUGUCAUCUUCUCGCUGACGGCCGGCGUGGCUCUUAUGGGCGUCCUCUCCCGAUUUCUGCGACGACGCAAGCCGCCGCGUCCUCCUCGCCGGGCGAGGAAAUACACAGGACGGCGGAACCGCAACAGCAUGCGCAGUCCCAAUGACCUCAUAUCUAUAGCUGGGUCCAAGGCCUCGGCAAGAUCGGGCAGUCCCGUUGGCUCAACAAUUGCCUACUCCGAUCGCCUGUCCAUGGCCUCGGGAUCAAUUGGAGUUGGUGUGCUGGGCAGCAGCAUAGCUGGCGGCGGCGCCGUCAGUGGACAGAAUGCUGGACCCGGUGGGGGAACGAUGGUAACGCAGCUUACAGCCCAACAGUUGGGCAUGAUGGGCAUGGAAGCCCUGGAUACGGUAAUCAAUUUCUGGGAGGAUGCCCUGGCUGCGCACUAUUCGCCCGGCGGUCUUCCUGCCCUGCUAACAACGGCAGAGGACUCUGAGUUCUGUCGCGAAAUCCAGAAUCUGCUUGAGAUGGCGUAUACUCUGCAGGAACAGAGCGAGUUGCUCUUCCUCGACCAGCGAUCGGUGCUGUUCCGUGAGGAGCAUUCCAUAGACGAGGCGGAGGAGACGGGCGAGACGGACGAUGACCACCGGUCACGCAAAUCCGGCAGUGUUCUGAGCCGCGCUGGCUCUGAUCCGAAUUUCGAUUCGGCGGAGAGCUUUGCAUCUGCUCUCGACCAAGUGGCGGAUCUGCGGGAGUUUGAUGGCUUCAUCGAGACCUCGUACGAGGAGUAUCCUCUAUUCCAGACCGCCCUCAAGCACCAUGACGAGUACACGGUGCCAUGUCGCACCAUUCGGGCGGAACUAAUGCACUGCAGCAGCGAUACCGAGUAUCUGGCCAAGCUGCAUUGCGUCCGCUUGGCCUUCCAGUUCCUGUUCAAGGAUCCGGCUGUCGGCCAAUGGAUCUGCGAUGCCGGUCGCCAGAUACUCACCGAUCUGCUGUGCCUCGGCGACAAGGACACAAAAGAGUUCCUGGUGGGCUAUGAGGAUAUGGUGAAUUUCCUGCGCGACAGCAACAACUGGCCGUGCAUACAGCUGGAGCUGGAACAGCGCAACGUCAAGGCGAUGACCUUCUACGAUAUCUGUCUGGACUUUAUCAUCUUGGAUUCAUUCAAGGAUUUGGAUGCACCGCCUGCCAGUGUUACGGCGGUGGUGCAAAACCGCUGGCUGUCCAAUGGAUUCAAGGAGACGGCUCUUACCACGGCAGUGUGGUCGGUGCUAAAGGCGAAGAAGCGGAUGCUGAAGUUUCCCAACGGCUUCAUGUCUCACUUCUACGUGAUAUCCGAGCAGAUAUCGCCGCUGAUGGCUUGGGGAUUCUUCGGGCCCAAUGAAAACUUGCGAGAGAUUUGCCACUAUUUCCGGGAGCAGUUGCUUGCCUUUUUGGCCGACAUAUUUAGCUUCCAGAAGAGUCGCUUCACUACCAUCGAGGACUUCUCGCAGGACGUGCUGCAGCACAUGCAGUCGCGUGUGAAUAAUAUUGGCGUAAAGUUUAGUCAGUAGGUCGAGCUGAGCGCUAGCGCCGGUCCUUGAUUUUUUAUGUACUAUUCUUCUACCUGGACUUCUCUUUUUUCUUUUCGGUUUGUUUAGUUCAAUAGUUUCCCUAAGAAUUAAUGCUCCACAAAAAGUUGACUAAUUUUAAAGCCUCAUCCCAGCAUCCAAACAUCAUCAUGUAUGAUUAAGCUGCAUUUACACAAAUCGCCAAACACAACAAUUGUAAAAUAAAGCAUCAAGCAAAAAAAAUACAA